AUGGCUUACGUGGACUUUAUUCCAGCCGAGCAGAGGCUCUCUCGCUUCCCGUUCCCCGCAGGAACGACAUACAGAACCGACUUCGUCAAGCCGCAAAGCGGGCAGCAAGGGCCUGGCGGCAUACCACCUCCCAUCGGUCCGCCGGGCCAGGCCAACGGAACGAGGAUCGUCGGUCUUGCUCCACCGUCGGUGAACGGCUCGAUGGUGCGGCCUCGCCCGGCGACGCUGAGCUAUUGCCCGCGUUGUUUUGUCCCCUACAACGCCGCAGUCUUCCCUGCAUGUCCCUCAUGCUACCCGCACCACAACGUAGCUCAGUCUCUCCAUCAGCAGUCGCGCGGAGCGUCUGCUCCACGUCUCCAGCUCACGGAGCGCUCCCCUGGCGCCUUAUCUUCGUUGCACCACCACCUGGGCCCGCCGCUGCAGCCGUUCCAGGCGGAACACCUGCAGGCGUCUUCCUCCAGCUCUUGCGAGCGGUUCAUGAUGACCAACAUGCUCAACGUCGUCAACGACGUUCUGCGCGAUCGCGACAGUGAAGUAGAGGAGCACAUACUGCCGCCGCCACCGCUAGCAGGCCUGGCGUCACCGCUGGAGCAACCCCCCUUGCCUCCUCACUUCAAGUGCGAGAUCGAAUCGCUGCAUCCGUUUGGCGGUCUCCAGCCCGUCUGCUCAGCUCUCCCUCAGUCGACGACCAUGCCGCCAAGCAUGCCAGCAACAACCGCUGUGAUUCCGUCUUACCUGACCGGCCUCCCUGCCCUGCAGCCAAAGGCCAAUGUGUGUGCAGUGUGCCACAGUGACUACGUGGCCUUCUGCAUCGAGUGCCAGGACUUCCUCUGCGAGGCCUGCAUCGCCAUCCACCAGCAGGACCUGCUCUGCAAGGACCACCGCAUCGUUGACUCUCCGACUAAUUCGUGUGCUGGGAGUCGCAGAACGAGCCCACCAAACACUGCCUCGGCGCGAUCCCCAGUCGACCUGGAAGGCUUCGAUGACGUCCAACUCGCCAGUUGCAGCACUCACUCCGACGAGAAACUCUCCUUCUUUUGCAACUCGUGUGUAAAAGUAGUCUGCACGAGCUGCGUCAUAGACCAACACCCUCAUCACAAUUGCACGGCACUCAAGGAAGCUUACGGUCGCUUUAGGCCCAACAUCGAAGCAGUUCUUGGGAAAUCGCAAGUGGAGGUCAACAUGCUCGACCUCUCUCUCAAAGCGUCUGAGAAAAUGGCCGAGAGUGUAGCGACAAAGAAAAACGAAGCCAUUACUGAAGUUGAGAAAGUGUUCCAAGCACACCAUGAAGCCCUCGCUCAGCAAGAGAAGGAAGUCGUAGCUCAGGUAAACAGGAUCGCCGAACUUCGUCUCGAGUCACUUUCCACAGAGAGAGAAGACAUCCAGGAAACUCUGUUGUCGCUGAAACUUCUGAAUUCGGCUGCUGAAAACGCACUGUGCGAGGAAAACCGGGGAGAGAUGCUCGUCUCGCACGUGAAGUUGACGGAAAAGUUGCAAAACUCUCGCGUUUUUGGCCUCAGUCGAAAUCCCACGGAGGACGACAGCUUCAUGCUUAAAUCCAACGCAGCUGAAGCCCGAAAGGCACUAGGGAGCCUGUGUAAGCUCACCACUGCUCCCUAUCCACCGCUUUGCACAGCGAUGGGAGAAGGGCUCUACCACCCUAGGGUCAACCGACUGUGCACCGUCAUACUCUGCACCAAAGACAGACUCGGAGAACAGUGUGUCCACGGUGGGGAGCGUCUCUUCGUCCAGCUGAAAGCCGCUUCAAGUGGGGGAGGCCUUCUUCCAUUGGAUAUUCGUGACAACCAAGACGGUUCGUACUCGAUCAAUUUUCGUCCGCACAUGAAGGGGGAGCACCAGCUGGUGGUGGCAAUUCGUGGCCAGCACAUUUCGGGGAGUCCGUUCACUCUCCUGGUGGACGGAGGGAGGGAGUAUGGGAGGUUUGGAGUGGUGAGUCAGUGCUGGGGCAGCGAGGGAUCGGGAAACGGGCAGUUCUGUCGACCGUGGGGGAUCUGCUGCGACCAACAGGGGAACAUCAUCGUCGGUGAUCGCAGCAACCACCGUAUUCAAGUGUUUGACAGCAACGGGCAGCUAAAGUACAAGUUUGGUUCGGAGGGGAAUCGUCCUGGACAAUUCAACCGACCAGCCGGUGUCGCCGUUACUAGAGAGGGUCACGUUGUUGUAGCGGACAAAGACAACCACAGGAUCCAGGUCCUCAAGAUCGACGGAACCUUUCUCUUCAUGUUUGGUUCCAAGGGAGGGAACGACGGACAGAUGAUCUACCCUUACGAUGUCGCCGUCAACCACAUGGACGGCCGAAUCGCUAUCACGGACACGGGAAAUCACCGACUUCUCAUCUUCAGCCACAACGGCAUUCUCCUCGGCAAAUUUGGGUACAAGGGGUACCUUUGUGGUCACUUCGACUCACCACGCGGCAUAGCGUUCAACGACGACGGACACAUCAUUGUUUCUGACUUCAAUGUUCACCACAUUCUCGUAAUUCACCCCGAUGGGACUACAGCUCGUAUUCUCGGUAGUCAGGGGUCUGGAAAUGGACAGUUCAUGCGGCCACAGGGCGUCGCCGUUGACCACAUGGGAAAUUUUGUCAUCACCGACACGAGAAACAACCGCAUCGUCAUCAUGCACCCCAUGGGACACUUCAUUGCAAAGUUUGGCUCAUCUGGAACUGCACCCGGGCAGUUUGAUAGGCCCACGAGCGUCUGCGUGCUGCCUGAUGGGAGAAUCGCUGUGGUCGACUUUGGCAAUUCCCGCAUCCAGCUAUUUUGA
This is a messenger RNA of Geodia barretti, 2787 nucleotides long. The record is from the annotation of a GenBank genome assembly. NCBI's taxonomy places the organism in Eukaryota, Metazoa, Porifera, Demospongiae, Tetractinellida, Geodiidae.